Messenger RNA from Saccostrea echinata, 738 nucleotides. RefSeq lists its product as uncharacterized. The transcript has a single exon. The coding region runs from base 1 to 738 and encodes 245 amino acids. NCBI's taxonomy places the organism in Eukaryota, Metazoa, Mollusca, Bivalvia, Ostreida, Ostreidae. The record is from RefSeq and is a predicted model, not a curated record.
AUGUCUGAGAACUUUUGGGUAGAUUCCAUCAGGAUCAAGAGGUUGUAUCAAGAAUAUGAAGUCUUGGAAAUCUUACAUUCCGCUAUCACCUGCAUAUGUUGUUUGUCUUCCAACUUAUUCAAUACUCAAGAGCAUACUCUGAAUAUAUACCUUGGCAGCAAGAUCACAGCCAAUGGAGAUUCCACCUUGGAUGUUGAAAAUAGAAUUGCAAAAGCCCGUACCACCUUUGCCAACUUGCGGAACAUCUGGAAAUCUUCAACUAUCAGAACCAAAACAAAAAUAAAGAUAUUUAAAACAAAUGUCAUUGGAGUCCUCCUAUAUGGAUCUGAGUCCUGGAAGGUGACAAACAACAUCACUCAAAAACUAGACACAUUCCAAACAAGAUGUCUCCGUAGAAUACUAAAGAUAUUCUGGCCAAACAAGAUCAGUAAUGAGGAGCUGUAUGAAAGAACACAAACAGCUGCCAUAUCUGACCAGAUCAAAGAGAAACGAUGGAAAUGGAUUGGCCAUGUCUUGAGAAUGGAAACAUCAGAUAUACCGAGGGUAGCCUUAAGAUGGACUCCAUCAGGGAAACGAAACAGAGGGCGACCAAGGGAGACAUGGCGGCGGUCAGUAGAAAAAGAAAUGAAAGAACAGGGAUGGACUUGGGGCAAGGUACAGCAGAUGUCAGCGGACAGACAGAGAUGGUGGUCCUCGGUGCAGGCCUUAUGUGCUCAAAGCACGAAGAGGACUAAGUAA